AUGUCCGUCGUAGGCAUUGACUUUGGCACCCUUCAAUCCAAGAUUGCUGUAGCACGUAAUCGUGGUAUUGAUGUUAUUUGUAAUGAGGUUUCGAACCGAACUACACCGUCUUUAGUUUCUUUCGGUCCUAAAAAUAGAUAUUUGGGAGAAGCAGCCAAAACUCAAGAGAUCUCCAAUUUCAAGAAUACAGUUGGAUCUUUAAAACGGCUCGUUUGUUACUCAUUUCAAGACAGUGAGCUUCAUGAAGUUGAAAAACAGUAUGUUAAUGCAGAAUUGGUAGACGAAAAUGGGCAAGUUGCUGUCAAGGUUCAAUAUCAAGGCGAACAACGCGUAUUUACUGCUACGCAAUUGGUUUCUAUGUAUUUUACCAAACUUAAGGAUAUCACUUCUGCGGAGCUUAAGAUUCCAAUUUCUGAUGUUGUAAUUUCGGUUCCUGGCUGGUUCACAGAUUCACAACGUCGUAGAAUUCUCGAUGCAGCUGAAGUCGCCGGUUUAAACUGUUUGCGCUUGAUAAAUGAUACGAGCGCGGCAGCGUUAGGUUAUGGCAUUACAAAGACUGACUUGCCCGAGGACAAAGAAAAACCUCGUAAUGUCGUGUUUGUAGACAUUGGUUAUUCCGGUUAUAGCGUAGCAAUUGUUUCCUUUAUCAAGGGACAAUUAACAGUCAAAUCCACUGCUUACGAUAGGCAUCUUGGUGGACGAAACUUUGACCAGGUUUUAAUUGAUCAUUUGGCCGAAUUAUUUAAGGAAAAAUAUAAGAUUGACAUAAAAUCAAAUCCGAAAGCACUUUUUCGCCUUCGUACAGCUGUAGAAAAAUUGAAAAAAGUUCUUUCUGCAAAUGCUCAAGCACCAAUUAAUGUAGAGUCAAUAAUGAAUGAUAUUGACGUUAGUGCUAUUCUUUCUCGUGAAGAAUUUGAAAAACUAUGUGAACAUCUUCUCAACCGUAUAGAAGCACCACUUGCACAAGCAUUUCGUGAAUCGGGACUUUCUUUAGAAGAUAUUCACUCGGUUGAAGUAGUUGGUGGAUCAACACGUAUUCCAGCUGUCAAAGAAAGAAUAUCAAAAUUCUUUGGUCAAGAACUCAAAUAUACUCUUAAUCAAGACGAAGCAGUUGCUCGUGGAAGUGCGCUUCAAUGCGCUAUUCUCUCACCAGUAUUCAAAGUUCGCGAAUUUAGUGUUCAAGAUGUUACUCCUUAUCCUAUUAAAAUUACGUGGAACAAAAUACCAGAAAUCCCUGACGAAGAAUCCGAACUUGUCGUAUUUCAAAAAUCAAACAGCAUUCCGUCUACAAAAAUCUUGACAUUUUAUCGAAAAGAGCCAUUUGAAAUUGAAGCUUAUUAUUCUGAACCAGACAAAAUUCCGAGUUCUAAUCCUUGGAUUGGCAAAUUUUCCAUUAACCGAGUAACACCUACAGAAAAAGGAGAUUUGAGUAUAGUUAGAGUCAAGGCUAGACUUAAUAUGCAUGGAAUACUUUCUGUGGAAAAUGCUCAUAUUGUGGAAGAAGUAAUUAAGGAAGAAAAAGAAGAAGCAACAAAUGUAACCAAUGCACAAAAUGCAACCAAUGCACAAAAUGCAACCAAUGCACAAAAUGCCACCAAUACAUCAAAUGCACAAAAUGCAACCAAUACAUCAAAUGCACAAAAUGCAACGAAUGAACCACAACCGAUGGAUACUGAUAGUACACCUUCAGAAAAUGCCAAACCAAGUCCUGUCAAGAAAGUGAAAAAGCUUGUAAAGAAGGCAGAUUUACUAGUCAAUUCUUGCCAUAAUGGUACCGAAAACUGGCUUUAUGAUGAAGGGGAAGAUGCUAGUAAAUCGGUAUACGUUGAAAAACUUGAUCAAUUGAAAACUAUUGGAGGACCUAUCGCUGAACGAUAUCGUGAAGCAGAAGAACGACCCAAAGCUGUACAAUUAUUACAAGAAAGCAUACAAUCAUUUAUUCUUAAUGCAUCUAGUAAUGAAGAAAGAUUUUCACAUAUUCCUGAAGAAGAAAAGAAGAGCAUUGUGGAAAAAGCAACAAAAACAUCGGAAUGGUUAAAUGAAAAAUUGAAAGCGCAGGAAAGUUUGCCAAAAUAUGAAGCGCCAGCGGUCCUAUGUCGGGAAAUUUAUAAGGAGCGAGAGAAUUUAGUACAUUUUGCAUCCCCAAUCUUGUCAAAACCGAAACCGAAACCGAAACCCGAACCCAAACCUGAAGAGCCCAAACCUGAAGAACCUAAACCUGAAGAACCUAAACCUGAAGAGCCUAAAACUAAAGAAUCUAAAACUGAAGAACCUAAAACCGAAGAACCCAAUUCUAAAGAGACCAAUACUGAACAAACUGUGAUUGAAGAAAUUUCAAUGACGGAGAGUGUUACUAUAGAUGUUCAAAACACAGAUAAACCUAAAAGUGAUAACAAAGAUGAGAGUAGUGGAGACACGAUGGCAGUUGAUUAA
Messenger RNA from Dentiscutata heterogama, 2433 nucleotides. NCBI's taxonomy places the organism in Eukaryota, Fungi, Glomeromycota, Glomeromycetes, Diversisporales, Gigasporaceae. The record is from the annotation of a GenBank genome assembly.